Aquila chrysaetos chrysaetos is the source of this 11481-nucleotide messenger RNA. It is a transcript of the gene IKZF2, whose product is annotated as IKAROS family zinc finger 2. The coding region runs from base 505 to 2088 and encodes 527 amino acids. Gene Ontology annotation, molecular function: DNA-binding transcription factor activity; RNA polymerase II cis-regulatory region sequence-specific DNA binding. The transcript has 10 exons. The record is from RefSeq and is a predicted model, not a curated record. Gene Ontology annotation, biological process: regulation of transcription by RNA polymerase II. NCBI's taxonomy places the organism in Eukaryota, Metazoa, Chordata, Aves, Accipitriformes, Accipitridae.
GCGCCCGCCCGCGUGUGGGGGCGCCGGCGGCCGCGCGUGUCUGUGUGAGCGUGUCCGUCUGUGCGCGACUCUGCGUGUGUGUGUGCGUGUCCGUGUGUGUGCGAGUGCGUGCGUGUGUGUGAGUGAGUGCGGGCGUGCGGCUGCCGCCGCCGCCGGAUCGGUUUCUCGGGGUUUGACCAGCUGUCCCAGGCUAACCCUGCUCUCUGAAGAUGGAGGAAGUAAAAACAGGAUUACCCUUAGCUACAGCUCCACUGCCUUAGUUUCCAUAGCCAACUGCCGUGCACAAACACACCUCCACUAGGCAGAGAGAGCCGACACUAAUAAAAACACAAACAAAAGGGUGAUGGAAGUGAUUCACUGCCUGCGCGGCUGAGUAUGUGCCAUUCCUGAGCGAGUUUCCCCACCGGCUCAUCCCCGGGGCUGCCCGGCUCCCCGGCUCCGCAUGCCCCACCUUGUGUGCCUGCCUACCUGGACUAGGGGGAAGAUAAGCACUGCACUUUGACUAUGGAAGCAGAGGCUGCUGAUGGAUAUAUAACAUCAGGUGACAAUGAGCUUUCGCCCGAAAGGGAGCACUCCGGCAUGGCCAUUGACCUCACCUCCAGCACACCCAAUGGGCAGCAUACCUCCCCAAGUCACAUGGCAAGCACAAAUUCAGUAAAGCUAGAAAUGCAAAGUGAUGAGGAAUGUGACAGGAAGCCCCUGAGUCAGGAAGAUGAGAUCAGGGCUCAUGAUGAAGGAAGCAGCCUGGAAGAGCCCCUCACUGAGAGUAACGAGAUGGCGGAUAACAGAAAGAUCCAGGAGCUAUCGAGCGAGGGAGGAAUCCGGCUUCCGAAUGGUAAACUGAAAUGUGACGUCUGUGGCAUGGUUUGCAUUGGGCCCAAUGUGCUAAUGGUACAUAAAAGGAGCCACACUGGUGAACGCCCCUUCCACUGUAACCAAUGUGGAGCUUCUUUUACCCAGAAGGGGAACCUGCUGAGGCACAUCAAGUUGCACUCUGGGGAGAAACCGUUCAAAUGUCCCUUCUGCAGCUAUGCCUGCCGACGGAGGGACGCCCUCACAGGACACCUCAGGACGCACUCUGUGGGGAAGCCUCACAAGUGCAACUACUGUGGCCGGAGCUACAAGCAGCGCAGUUCACUGGAGGAGCACAAGGAACGCUGCCACAACUAUCUGCAGAAUGUCAGUAUGGAGGCUGCUGGGCAGGUCAUGAGUCACCAUGUACCUCCUAUGGAAGAUUGUAAGGAACAAGAGCCUGUGAUGGACAACAAUAUUUCUCUGGUGCCUUUUGAGAGACCUGCUGUUAUAGAGAAGCUGACAAGCAACAUGGGAAAGCGUAAAAGCUCCACCCCACAGAAGUUUGUGGGUGAAAAGCUUAUGAGAUUUGGCUAUCCAGAUAUUCCCUUUGAUAUGAACCUAACCUAUGAGAAGGAGGCUGAGCUGAUGCAGUCUCACAUGAUGGACCAAGCCAUCAACAAUGCAAUCACCUACCUUGGAGCUGAGGCACUUCACCCCCUGAUGCAGCACACACCAAGCACAAUUGCAGAGGUGGCCCCAGUCAUCAGCUCAGCUUACGCUCAGGUCUAUCAUCCUAACAGGAUAGAAAGGCCUAUUAGCAGGGAAACAGCUGACAGUCACGAGAACAACAUGGAUGGCCCGAUCUCCCUCAUCAGACCAAAGAGUCGAACCCAGGAUAGAGAGGGCUCCCCAAGCAAUAGCUGCCUGGAUUCUACUGACUCAGAGAGCAGCCAUGAAGACCGCCAGUCCUACCAAGGAAACUCUGCCUUAAAUCCCAAGAGAAAGCCAAGCCCGGCUUAUAUGAAGGAGGACGCCAAGGCUUUGGAUGUCACAAAAGCUUCUAAGGGCUCUUUAAAGGAUAUCUACAAGGUCAUCAACGGAGAAGGGGAGCAGAUUAGGGCUUUCAAGUGCGAGCACUGUCGUGUCCUUUUCCUGGACCAUGUCAUGUACACCAUCCACAUGGGCUGCCAUGGCUACCGGGACCCGCUAGAGUGCAACAUCUGUGGCUACCGAAGCCAGGACCGCUAUGAGUUCUCAUCACACAUAGUCCGAGGGGAGCACACAUUCCACUAGGCCUUCUCAUCCAAAGGGGACUUGUAUGAAGUAGAAGAACUGCACAUGAAGAAAUACUGCACUUACAAUCCCACUUUUCCUCAGACAUUGAGACGCCUAUUUUGUUGUUGUUGCUGUUGUUGUUGUUGCUGUUGUUUAAUUAUUAUUAUUAACCUUAUUUUUUGUGAACCCAACCUCAUUUGCUCUGCCCAGCUUAAGAAUGGAAACAAGGAAGGGAAGGGAUAAAAGAGGGGUUUGUUGUUGCCAUCACUUUUUGGUGAGUGACCCGCCUCACUUUCUGUGGGAAUUGAAAGGCAGUCCGUUUCUGUCUCAAUCAGCUGUACAUCGUGUCCUGUUUUGGGAUAUCGCUUGACCUUGCUAGGUGCUUUAAAGUCCCAAUGAGAUGCCACUCAUUUACAAUUUCAGAUGAAUAGGUAGAAACAUUUCAGAGGAGAGCCUUUUUCAAACGUGUAGAUAUGGUGCGGGGUUUCGGUAACUGGAGGAGAGGGUGGGGGAACUUAAUUCUGCAGAAUGAACAAUUAUUUUUAAAGCAAAACUGUUAGGGAUUUAGGAGCACGAGUCAAAGUCGAUAUUCCUUUCAAAAUUACUUUCUAGGGUGAGCUGUUUUCCUGGGUUCAGUGUGUAUUGCUCCUCUAGAAUGUAAAAAAAAAAAAAAAAAAAAAAAAAAAAAAUAAAAAAAGAAAUGUAUGUCUUAACACUGUACCACAUUACAGCAGUUUAGUUUCAUAAGUCUGAGGGCCUUCUGUGGUAAGUCUGAGGCUUUGUAUUUUUAUUUUCCUUAACUUAUGAAGCACCUUUUUUAGAAUUGUUGAUUUGCUGUUACUCCAUGCCUAUGUGUUGAUUCACUGGCUUCUUAGAGACCCUUGGGAGCCUUACUUAUUUAGUUGCACCCUAUGUUUUAAGAAAUAGCAUUUAGAAAUAACAUUUAAACUUGCUUCUAGGACAGUAAGUGGCCUAGGAGUGGGUAAAAGAGUCUGCAGUUUAUUCAAGAGGUUCUGCCGCUCUUCUGAAAUAAUUUUAUUUUAAAAUUACGAAAGUACUAGUAGCAAAGUGUUCUUUAAAUAUAAUUAUAUAUCUAUAUAUACCUAUAUAAAUACUUUCUUAUCACAGUGUUAACCUCUUGGCAACAGCCUAAACUAAGACUUGCAGCUGGGAAAACGCUAGCAGCCAGAUCCCUGGCCAGCAUUAAUCCUCUUGGCUCCAUUGAAUUUAAUGGAACUACCCCAACUACUUCAGCUACAUCAGGAUCCGAGCCCUGACCGUUUUUUCUCUUGUUGACAUCUUAUUUGCUAAUUUGCUGAACUAGUGACUUCCUUUUGUUUUUAAGUCAUCAGUUCUGCUUUAAUUUAGGGGUGGAAGUGCUUGCAGAUUUUGCUGGAUGGCCUUUGCUCUUGGAGAGCACAGAAGCCCUGCAAACGAACAGAUUGCAUAUGACCUUCCCUUACUUCUUCAGAAAGUGAUACAUGGAGAUGCAGGUGCUGUGCUUUGAUUUGGAUUUGCAGAUUUCAUUUUUAUUCCUAAUUUAUUCAUUUCACUGUAGGGAAAACAAAUGGAGAAACCAACUCCAGAGCAAGUCCUUGAACUACAGCCUGGACAAGAGAAAAAAACCACCAAUCUCUUUUGUUUCCUUUCUUUCUCUCCCAAUAAAUAACAAAGCCAGCAACCACCCAGCAAGUUGCAGGUUGCAUCAGUAAAAAUUGGGCUUAAACCUACGUGACAGAUUGCCAUUGAAACCCAACUGUUUGUACCAAUCAUAGUUGAAAUGUUGUUGUUUGGCAACAAGAGCACAGCUUGAGAAUGGAAAGAUCUGCAUGGGUUUAACCCUUUCUGUGCACAUGGUCUCCGUGCGCUUGGUGAGACCUUUUCCAAAGUAUAAAGUUACUAAAGUAUAAAAGAGAGAGCAAGAUCAGGCCAUAAUGAAUUCCCAUCUGCUCACUUCAAUCUGCGUACUCGAUGCAUAUGCCAGUUUGCUGUUCGUUUUGAGGGUACUGGUUUUUUUCUUCUUCUCUUCCUAGACCUGGAGCAUUUGAAAGUAGGAGCUGAGUGGUAUUGAUUGAAAUCUUUUUAUGGUGACAUUCUUGGCAGCUAGAACCUGUGUUUAGAAAGGAUACAGUAGAUCAUGGCCAGAUUACCUGACGACUGCUUCCCAGCACUGAAAUGCUAUUAAGUAGGAGCUGGUAAAGUCUGGCAGUAGCCUAUUAAUUAUAAUACAAUAUGGAGAGAAAUGUCAUCUUGUGUAAUGUGAGAGCUAUCAAGGCUGGGAAUAUACGGGCUUUGGAGAGACAGAUUUAAAGACCUAUUCCCAACAUUGUUCUUAAUGUUGUUGGGUUCCUCCCCCUCCUUCUUUCUUCAUUCUAAUGCAGAGAAAACUCAGGCAAAUGAACCGCUGCCGUCCCCCAGACCGUUCUCAUUUUCUUGUGCUUGGUGCAAUCAAAGGAGUGCUGAGGUGGGAAAGGUCUUUUAAGAACAAUGUGCAAAGGGAAUGGUGCUGGGCCUGAAGGUCACUAGGCUUGCAUUGGCCUCCAGAAAGACACAUGCCUGAGCCAGAGAAAAGGGUUUCCAACAAUUCCUUUCAGUCUCUGGGGGACAACACUCCAUUCUCCCCUCUGUGGUCAGUGGAAAGAACGUGGGCUAUGGUUUCUUCGAAUAGUUAGCACUAGGGAAAAAGUGUUAAGAAAUUCUGCCUCUGUUUGGAAAAGCACUGGAAUACGGGAAAGGGAGAGAAUCCCUUGUGGAAUCUCUAUCCGCAAAUAAGUUGGCUGCAAUUAUAUCUGCAGUUCGUUAGUGUGCACUUUCAUUCAUUGAUGAUUCAUUGGUACCUCCUGUAGUCUAUAUUCUGUAGAUGUUGAAAAGAUCAGACGGGGAAGUUCAGUGGUUUUAUAGCUGGCUUCAGUUAAGCCCAACUUCUUGUUCUAAUGGUAGCGUGAGAGAUCUGUAUUGUGAGCACUGCCAUGUCCUGGUGUCACAGGCACAGAGAACUGGGGAGGUGGUAGGGAGACACGCUGGUUCAGUUAUCUUCCAACAACUGCAUUUUUUGGAGAGCAAGAAGCUGAGAGGUUGCAUUAAUUUUUAUUUUCGAUGUCCUUGUCUGAACGCUCACUGAAGUUUUUCAUCCUAGAGCUAGGGAAAGGAGAAAGAUUAAAUUCUAGUUCAAAUUUAGAACAAAGUUUUGGACUAGCAUUUAUUUUAGCAUUCACUUCCUACUGAAAAUUAUUGGAGGGUUUUAUAUAAAGCAGUUUGCCCCUACGCGGAAGUGUGCAAAAUGGGGCCUCAGAGAUUUUUUUUUUUUUACUUGCUCUCUGCAGAUUUCUAAGAAAAGCUCUUGAGUUUUGUCGAGUUCAUUAGUCAUUCGCAGUGUACUAGGAAUUUCAGUAGAUAAUCCUUGGCCUGCGGAUCCAUUUGUUCUAAGUAUUUGGUGUUGGAAAUCGAACCUGGCUGAUUUUUAUUGGACUCUCUUGAAAUUCUUGGAAUCAGGUUUCCAGUUAAAAACAUGCAUUUACAAAUUUAGAAUUGGCUUCCUGUGAGCAUUCCCCAUUUUCAUUAAAAAAAAACCCAAAAAACCAACACGCCAUUUCUGCACACAUCCCUGCCAGUAAAACCUUUUGCGUCUUUUUACAUCAAAAAUGGCAAGAUUCUGACUCAAUUUAGAGUAUUACAAGCCUAUUAAUUGAAAGAGAAUUGUGACUCCUUAUUCUGCUCUUGGUAUGAUCCAUAUUCUUAGAGCAAAGGGCAUUGUCUAUAUAUCUGCUGUUAUGGCCAAUGAAUUUUACAGCCACCUCUCUUUGCAAUCAGUUAGGAGUGCACAUCAAAAUAUACAGCAUUUUUCAGUAAAGCCAGCUCUUUACUCAAUAACUUAUGGGAUUAAAACAAUUUUAUUCUCCUUAAAAAGUGCUUCCAUCUAUGAUGUGAUGUGAAGGGUGUCUAGGCAUUAACCUCUAUUGGUCUAUAUCAGAGAGAAAGAAUCUAAAUUUGUUAAUUGGCCUGAUUUUUUAAUGGUAGUAGUUUCUACAGUGUGAGGACAGAGCUCACAACAUAGCCAUGUGGAACUAAAGUAUAUUUACUACAAGGUGAAGAAAUUCUUAAUCUUAAGAGUUUCCAUAUUUCUUUCUGUUUACAAGGGCAUUCCUAAAUUGGGGCUGUCAGGCAAAAGAGGAGGCCAGGAAUUAAACCAAACCCUUCAAAACUGGCCUUUAAUAGGACAUUAUUACUGUUGUCUAGGUCCGGAGCUAGCUUGUUCAUAUUUGAAAGAAGCCAGACAACUGACACUCCUUCCUCCAGAAAGAAACUUUGGAAAUAAUUUAGGCAAAGCUGCUUAUUUCAGCCAAGGACAAGAGCCACAGUAAUACAGUUUCUUUACUAGAUAGUAUUCCUUUCUUUAACUCUUUGUUGUGUGUUAUAACAUAAUGAGGAGGGAGAAGGGAGGCUGCACUGAUACCAGGGUCGCCUAAACUCAGUGCGGGAUUUUAGGAAAAGUGUGAUGAAAUUGGCUUUGACGCUAUAAAUUUGCAUCUUAGCUUGGCUUAGUAUCAUUUAAAAACAAAAAUGGAUGGUAGUAAUGGCCUGCGGUCUAGGGCAGCUGGAGAUGUUGAGAAAGUAUAUUUAUAUAUAUACGGUAUCAUAUAAUUAGAUAUAUGCUUUAUUGUAUAUGUGCCUUUUUCAAAUGCAUUUUGGAAGUUUGUGAUGUCAUUCAUGAUAUCCUACCAUACCCUUUCAGAAUGCACGACAAAAACCAACCCAAAGUAAACAUCCCUUCUCCUACAGCGUAGCGAGGCAGAUCCUUCUCCCCUUCUGCACCUUCCUCGGCAGCUUGACCGAGAGAGAAGACCGUCUUAGUACUUUGCCAUGAGAUUUCCCGGACUCAACUGGCUUUUGGGAGUGGGAAGGGCUGAAAAUUACCCUAGCAAAGUGCAUUCCAGCUAUCCAGCCAGAGCUGGUCUCGGAGCUGGUCCCAACCAACAUGGCAUCCCCAGAGUGGCACCAAGACUUGCUGCAAAAGCCCCAGCUGCACACUGUCCUGUAGAAUGCCAGGGCAGACAUGUCCUGUUUUCUUCCCCUCCACAGCUUUAAGUAAAGCACGCUUGAAAAUGGACUUUGCUGUGCUUUUAAGUUCCCACUUAGGAACGGGAGCAGACUUUAAAGCACCUGCCACUUGCUUCAACCUGGAAAAAGAAAUCCAGCAGGAACAAAAGUCCUUUGGAAAUGGUUUGCAAGUUUGACUGUCAUGCUGCUGCCGUCCUAAUAAUUGAUGUAGAUGAGAGAAGCCCAUCUGUAGAAGACGUUAUGGGGGUUUAUUAGCUAGAACACUUUGGUGAAAAGCGCAGUGUUUGUUUCGGUACUUUCCUGGCAGGUUGGUGACCUAGUUUCAGAUCUAGUUAUUUACCCUGCACGGGUGCAACAUCUAAGUGUGCCGUCAGGGGAGGUGACUAGAUCAGACCCCGAGCCCAGCGGCAGCCCAGUGCCAGCUCCUUGGCACCUCUCUGCUGGGGUCUGGGCCCAUGGCGGUCACAGAGAGUAUGUGGCAGGAGGAAUUAGGUAGAAAAGAGGCAGAAUUUGCUUUGUAGUAAAUAUAUUCCCUUUUAUCUCGUUAAGAGUUCUUGUGAAGUAUAGGCCAAGGACAACAUCACUGGUUUCUAAUUUAGCCUCCUACAGCCGUGCCUGGAAGCGUGUGAUUUCUGUCCUUCUCCACUGAGGCUCUGAAGUGAAUAGAGGACAGUCAGGAGGAGGUGGUGUGCUGACGUUUUGCCAUGCUGCACACUUAACAGGCCAAGAUAACAAUAAAACUGGUAUCUAUUUAAAUCACCUAGCUUUCCAGUUGAUCAUGCAGACAAGCGUUCCCGGUUCCUGUUCGCUUCCAGCCUUCGGAAAGGUGGUUAUCGUUAUGCUCAUGUGGAUCCUCAUCUGAGAGGAUAACUGCCCAUGCUCUCUCCUUCUGUAAAAACUUUUCCUUUACAUACAAAUCAUGGGACCUAAUUAAUCAGUGCACAGAAAUGACCAUUUCAACAAAGACUUACAUUGCUGUAGUGAAACCUAAUACUAUUAACAGUUACAAAAAAAUACUGUGAUGUAUUUACUAGCAGUAUGUGAAGUAUUUUAACUGAAUGAAUGAAAACAAAGUUAAUCAGAUCGUGUGUCAAGAGGGGCUCAUAUGGUGUGUACUCUGUUGGGAGAAAGGGAGCAGCUUGACCCAAAGCUUGGGCUGAUGCUUCCUUCCUGCAGCAGGUGUUGUUUUAGGUGACUUCACUGCAGCCCAAGAAAACAUUUGAGCACAUGAUUAGCCUCCUGCCAUCCCUUCACUUAGAUCUGGAAGUGCACAGGAGCUUUGCAGUUAACCAUGUGCUUAAUAAUUACCAUUAUUUGUGAGAUCGGGGACUUAUUUGCUAAUUGGUGCAGCACAGCACCUCUGAUUAGCUCUCGGUCAUCAGCACUAGGUGGUGGGGCUCUGUGGUGAAGACGCGUUCGCUUACAUUUGUGUAGUAGCCUUAAUCCCUCACACUUGGCGAUACAUGAAUACCUGUAGCCUCUAGUCCGUGUUAUCAAUCACGGAUAAAAUAUGGACGCCUCCCACAAGGCGUGGUGGAGAGCAUGACUUCGUUAUUGGCACAACAAGGCCAGUUUGCAGUAAAUCGGGCCAUUUAGUUUUACCUCAAGUGACAUCGAAUAAGAAAAGCUUCUUCAAGGGGUAGAGGUCACUGAAUCCCCUACUAUGCACUUACUGGGAUUUGACAUUGCUUACUGGAAAUGGAUGUUCAUUCCUGAACACACUGUAACAAGGGAAGGACUUUUUGGUUAUUUUUGUAGUUGUUCAGAUUCUGAAACUGUGAUCAAUUAUUUGACGAAUUGUCAAGUGUCCUCAGAGCUUGAACACGUUCACUUCCUCUGCCAUGUAGCAGUCUCCUCUGGUUUUCAGUGGUUUUUUCUUUCUCUCUCCCCCUUUUCCUUCUCUGAGCUUUAAGUCUGGGCCUGCUCUUAUCUCCUGUAGCUUUGGGCUGUCUAGGGGUUUGGGGGUUUGUUUUUUGUUUUGGUUUUUUUUUUGUUCAUUGGCUGUACAGUCUGUUUACAUAUUUUUGUACUCAAGUGUAGUUUUAUAUUAAAAACAGGAAAAAGAAAAAAAGAUAGUUGAUUUGAGAAAACAAAAAAAUUAAGGUACGUACUCUUUGUAACACUUUAAAGAUCUAGGGUACCUUCUGAGAUAACUCCACAGUGAUGUAAUUAUAAUACUGUAUAUUUGCCUUCCUUUUUAGUUGGUUUUAUUUUCUGGUUGUAUUUUUUUUUCUAAAAUGUAUAUCUUUUUAUGAGAAACUGGAAACUUUUAAUGCAAAUGUUUAGAAAGAUUUAAAACUGUAAAGUAAAAAAAGUCAUAUAAUUUUUUUUUUCCUGUUGGAAGAAAAUGCUUUAAAAAAGAGUUUUACUACUGUUGUAUUCCAGGGUGGGGGUUACCAACCCCAGAUUUGCUUCUUAUGCUUCAUUCUUGGAUCCUGCUUUCUAAACGUACUUAUUGCCGACAUGGAUGAUUUGCUUAUGUUAGUUUAAAAAAAAAAAAAAAUCACCAACAAAAUCACCUUUUUGGGUUUUUGGGUUAUUUUUCUGUUCAAGUGCAAUACUUUCCCUGACGUCUUAUUAAUGUACAGUGGUUUCUUUUUUCUUUCCUCAGUCCACACAAAUGAGUGAAACAAAAUGCUCUGUCUUAAAUACAUUCAAAGAUAAGGUUCAAGUAACUACGUAAAUUAAGAUUGUGACUGACAAAAGGUGAGAAACUGUAAGUUAAGACUAAAUCCCAUACCUUAACUCCUGCUUUUAUUUGACAUUGAAACACAUCCAGUGUAUGAAUUAAGGACAUAGCUGUUCUUACCUCUUCCUUUCUUUUCUUUUCUAAUUGCAGCUUUCUUUUUAAGAAAAGCACUUAAUAUUGAUGUUUAUUAAAAAUAAUUUAAAAAAAAAAAAAAAAAAGAUUUUUUGGUCUGAUCCAAAACCCACUCAGUGGAGACUCUGGUUGACUUUGAUAAUGGAUUUUGGAUUAGGCCUAAUCUCUUAGCUAGGGCAAAACUGCCAUUUACUCUAAUGGGAGGGAUUUGCCUGCGUAAGAAUUACAGGACUCAUGUCCUUUAUCUACCUGAGAGACCAGAAAAGCUUCUUUAGAGUUGUCCUUGUCUUAUAUAAGUUUAGAUGGGACUUGUUUUACAUAUCAUACAUAUUUAUAUAUAGUGUAUUUUUAAUGCCUUUUUUUCCCCCCAGUAGACUGAAGCCGCUGUUCUGUAAAUAUGUAUUUAGGUACGUAAUAAUAAAAAAAAAAAAUCCUGUUGAUAUUUCUUUGAAAGGCAGUUACUGCGCAUGCACAGUAGCCACUUUUGUCUUUUAAAUUUGUAUUUAAGAUAUUUCUUUUUAGUAAUAACAAAGGUGAGGAGACUGUAUCCUGUUCUGAUUGAUUGCCAAAAUUGUUUCCCAGACUCUUGCAUUUGGGUUCAAGAAGAAAAAUGCAUUCGGUGGGUGACUGUCGUGGUCACCCACAGGUUCACGCUCCUUGGGCCAAAUUCCAGUAACCUCACGUAGGUUGUUCAAGUCCUCCCACAAAUGGGGACUGCACUGAAGCAGUGGGAUCAUAGCAAAGCACGCACCAUUUUGUGAGUGUAAUUUCAGGCUAUCAGGUCUGACCCAUUUGUCAUGGCAUCUUCCCUGACUCAUACGGAGUUGCACUCUGCCCACUUUAGUGCUGUUUUCCUGAAGCAAGCCGGGUGAGUAAUCUGGCAAAUGAUCACUUUUCUCCCAGGUUCAAUUUUUUAGUUCUGUGACAGAUGUUAUGAGCUCAAAUUGAGGAAUCUUUUAAACUAAAAAAAAAUUUAAAAAAAGAAAAAGAGAAAGAAAGAAAAUCAGAGUUUAUUCCAAAAGCCAGUGAAGACAUUGGGAAUUGUCCCAUUGCUUUACAUGGUCAUUGGAACAUGCUCUCAUAAAAGGAGUUCAGAAAUGAUCACUAUGACAGUGGUGCAUGUGAGCAACCCUAAUGUAAACCUGUAUCCCCCUGCUAAAAAAGUUUUGCCGCUAUAGACUGAACUAUGGACUUGUUAUUUUUUUUUCUUCUUAGUAUACAUGCAUACAUAUGGUUCCACAUCUGUAUGUGUGUACUCUGUACAUGUGUGAGUGUUGUACAGCCAUGUGAGAGUGUGAGUCUGUAUGUGUGUAUAAAUAAAAGAAGCUGCAGAAACUUUGUAAUACUUUGUGAAAAGGAUUAUAUUAUAAAGGUUUGUACUGUCUUGAGUGCACAGCUACUGGAAUAAAUGUAGGGAAUCUCAGGAACAAGCAUAUAAUUUGUCCAAGAAUUAUUUCUUCUCAGAAGUGUAAGUGCAGUUUUUAAUUCUGUAUAUUAUUUAAUAUUUUACCAAUAAAAAUAAACUUCUGACA